Macaca mulatta (Rhesus monkey) is the source of this 817-nucleotide messenger RNA. NCBI's taxonomy places the organism in Eukaryota, Metazoa, Chordata, Mammalia, Primates, Cercopithecidae. The record is from RefSeq and is a predicted model, not a curated record.
GUGCAGGGCUGGGCGAUGGCUCUGCUGAGCCUGGAUUUGCUGCUUCUCUGCAGGGGAGGCAACAGGAGCUCUGUGGUGUCUGUGGGUUCCACUGAGGGCAACAGCAGAGGCCCUGAGGAUCCAGCAGGGCUCAUGGUGGUCUCAGAGGACAGCCCACGGCAGCGGCGGCGACGGAUGCUGGCUGAUCGCAGCGUGCGUUUCCCUAAUGAUGUUCUGUUCCUGGACCACAUCCGUCAGGGUGACCUGGAGCAGGUGCGGCGUUUCAUCCGGGCUCAGAAAGUCUCCCUGGCCACGAUACAUCCCUCAGGCCUGGCCGCCUUGCAUGAAGCCGUGCUGUCUGGAAACCUGGAAUGCGUGAAGCUGCUGGUCAAAUACGGAGCCGACAUUCACCAGCGAGAUGAGGCGGGCUGGACACCCCUGCACAUUGCCUGCAGCGACGGGUACCCCGACAUAGCCAGGUACCUUAUCUCCCUGGGAGCGGACAGGGACGCAGCCAACGACGAUGGCGACCUGCCCUCCGACCUCAUCGACCCGGACUUCAAGGAGCUGGUGGAGCUCUUCAAAGGGGCCACGAUGGACUGAGCCAGCUCUGCCCGCCCGCCCCCGCGCCCAGGGCCGCCUCCCUGGGGAAGCCGCGCGUCGCCCCGGGGCCAGCACGUGCCCCACCCGUGGGCCAGGGGCGGCCGGACCCGUCCCUCCACGACCCCGCCACCCCUCCUAGGCCUGGCUUUGUCUCCAGGUGAAUUUUUUACUGUGACACUUUUUACUUUUUCAAUAAACGUGACUCCCAGGUGAGGGGGCCUGGGUCUACACAGGU